AUGUCGACGACAAGCUCCAAUAUUAUCCCACAAACAUCAUCACCACCACCAUCACCAUCACCAUCACCAUCACCACAAAAUCCUGUCUCUCCUCCUAUAACAAUCGUUCUAACUGUGGUUCUCCUAGUUUUCUUCUUUAUGGGGUUCUUCUCAAUAUACUUCUGCAAGUGUUUCAUUCAAAAUCUCAUUAACAUAUGGCAAUUCCGGCGAAACCCUUCAGGCAUUAUCGCGGUCACGAAUGCUCCAGCAAAUCCAGGCCUUGAUCCUUCAUUGAUACAGUCAUUUCCAACCUUCACAUAUUCGACAGUAAAAGACUUUCGACGCGAGAAGUAUGGGUUUGAAUGUGCAAUUUGCUUAGCAGAGUUCGAAGACGAUGAUCUCCUUCGCCUUCUAACAGUUUGUUACCAUGUUUUCCAUCAAGAAUGCAUUGAUUUGUGGCUUGAAUCUCACAAAACAUGCCCAGUCUGUCGCAGAGAUCUUGAUCUGCCUAAAGAGUCGUUAGAAAAAUCGCCACCGCCCGCACAUGAUCAUCAGAAUGGCUCAACACAUUCAGAUUCAAUCAGCAUUUCCAUUAAAGAUGAUGAUGUUGAGGAAAUUAACAGAGGAGAUGGUGAUCAGUUUGCUCAAAAUGGGAUGAAACGCAGCGAAAGAGGCGCAAAGAUUGACAGAUUUCCGAGGUCUCAUUCGACGGGGCAUUCAGUAGGUAGGACUAAAGUAAAAGAAGAAGAAGAAGAAGAGGAAGAUAGGCAUAGAUUGAGAUUACAAGAGCAUGUAAAGAUUGAAAUUACUAGAGGACAACAUCAUUCAACCGUAAGUUGCAUUACAUUUGGAGAAAUCUCAGACCAUAAAAAUGGGGGUUUUGGAGAGAGAUCAGGCUUUUCAGUUGGUGACAUCAAUAAAGUAUAA
This is a messenger RNA of Tripterygium wilfordii, 906 nucleotides long. Its product is annotated as RING-H2 finger protein ATL29-like. Bases 1 to 906 code for a protein of 301 amino acids. The transcript has a single exon. Lineage: Eukaryota; Viridiplantae; Streptophyta; Magnoliopsida; Celastrales; Celastraceae. The record is from RefSeq and is a predicted model, not a curated record.